UAACUAUCCAUCUAAAGGCGGCCCACUAGCCAUGGCUGAAGGAUCGAUCGCGUCAGCUGUCGCAUUGCCUGAUCCGGAACCAUCGAGUCCCGAUGCCACUUUGAAACGGCGACAGUUCCCUUCGCAAGAAGAUAACAAUGCCAAGCGCCGUCGAGUUAGUACGAGUCAAGCACAGUCCACGGCGGACGAUACUUCGCAGGUUUCACCCGUCGUACCGAGGACAUCUGUCGAUGACGGAAAGGAAAAAGGUCGCCAAAAAACUGGACGGGAGGAAGAGCGCAAGCGUGGUCAGAGGUUAUUUGGCGCAUUGCUCGGGACGCUUUCACAAAGCUCAUUGACAGCCACACAGAAGCGGCGCGCCGACAUUGAGCGAAAGCAGCAGGCCAAGCUGAAACAGCAGGAUGAAGAGUAUGAUGAACAAUAUAGGAAACGGCGCGAGGAGCUAAUGGCUCGGAGAAGAAGGGAUCAAGUGGUAUAUGAGAGAGAGUCGUUGCGAGUUCGCCAUUCAAAUCUGCGGGCGAUGGCCCGCUCUCUGAAGACUAAGUCGACACCAACCCUGUACUACAAACCUUGGCAGCUUCGGCCAGAAGAAAAGGACAUCAUCGACUCGCAGGUAGAAGAUGCAGAAGCUACGAUCGCAAAGGAAGUGGAAGACUUCGAACGCCGGAAUCGCAGAGAAACCGAAGGAUCGCAACCGGAAAAAGAAGCGGCAGAGUUACCUCCCGCAGUUGAGUCAAGAAGCACCGCGGAUCCGACGGAGUCAAUUGCUAACAAUGGCCCAAAGCCGGACACGGUGGGUUCCGAUACUAAUGAUCAUCAAGAAGCUUCAGAGGCCCAAAAGCAAACCACUACUAAUGACAUUCCUGUUCCUCCGGACCGGAAUGAGGAAACAGCUCAUGCGAGACCCAAUGAAGAUGACUCGGGGGAGGUUGUCUUGGAAGACAAAGAAGAUACUGUGAUAUACUAGGUUGGCCCUGAUUUUACCCUCUCCUGAUUCUCACAUUCCUGAAGGCCUUUCCCAACAAGUCGCCCUGCUAUCCAUCUAACAUGCACCCGGACUCCUCUCUUGCCAUUCCCCACAUCGCCAGCAUUCCCGCUUGAGCUGUUGUCGGCCAAACUUUGCUUCCAAUGAACUUUUGACGGCGUUCGUUUGCACCACUUGGGUGCAUGCUGAUUCCGUUCCCGCUAAUCACGCAUCUAAGCAAUGUGGAAACAAUUUGUAUGUUCCGAGCGUAUUAAUGUUGAUAAUGCAAAUUUUAGCAGUUAAC
Coccidioides immitis RS is the source of this 1268-nucleotide messenger RNA. Its product is annotated as pinin/SDK/memA domain-containing protein. The transcript has 4 exons. Bases 32 to 967 code for a protein of 311 amino acids. The record is from RefSeq and is a predicted model, not a curated record. Gene Ontology annotation, cellular component: catalytic step 2 spliceosome. Lineage: Eukaryota; Fungi; Ascomycota; Eurotiomycetes; Onygenales; Onygenaceae.